Molecule: messenger RNA, 1113 nt
Organism: Phytophthora sojae
Lineage: Eukaryota; Oomycota; Peronosporomycetes; Peronosporales; Peronosporaceae
Exons: 7
Coding region: 1-1113 (370 amino acids)
Source: RefSeq, a predicted model, not a curated record
AUGGCGCGCACUCCGUGUCCGCAGGCGCGUCCGGUACGACAGACGCGUCCGCUGCGUCGGGCGGCUCUGUGUCGACGCUGGGGCCUCCACGAUCCACGGGAACGUCAACGUGCACCUGGACCUGAACACGAACGCGCUGAGCGUGGACAGCUGCACCACCAGACGGAGAUCGAGGUGACAGUGGCCAAGUGCGACCCGCACGCGCUGUUCAAGAGCCACGCGGCGCCGUCCAGCAACCGGAACACGCUCCUCUGGGACAUUGGCGACGUGGGGGCGGGCUGGAAGCCUCGAGUUGCCCCAGCGCGUUGGCCGAAGGUGUUCGUGUCGGGUGGCGCUGAGUUGUUCCACCGCCUGGCUGGCGGCCAGCACCGCGGUUGCAUUGUGGACUGGACUCCAGAUCUUCCCGCCGUUUGCUCGCCCAGGAUGCUGCGUCGCUCGGGGACUGCUGAAGAGUCUCACAGUAGCGGCGACGGCGGCGACGUGGGCACGGGAUACCGCGACAGCGCCACCUUGUCCUCAGAAGACUUGGCGGAGGAGCACGAAGCUGCUCCACCAGCGCUGUCUGUGUGCUCUUCGGUCUGGCCGCCGACAGCGUCCAUCACGUCCGCUGAGAGAUCAGCAACCUCCGUGUUCCACGACCAGAGUUUCUCGGGAAGGAAGCUGAAGCUGCUGGAUUCCGGUCUGUCGUCACUGAGUCCAUCGACGCUUGCUCAGCGUGCGCUGGCCAAGGAGAAGAAGAACAAGAAGUGCGAGCAGCUAUCGGCGGCGCCACCCGCCCUACACAACCUUCUCAAUCAGAUGCAGGAGUCGCUGGCAACUCUGGAUACCCGCGAUACCGGGCUGCAGUUCCCAUCGGACAAGGUGCUACCGAAGGCACAAGUGGACGUGGCCAAGGCGUACGAGUCACUUCAAAAGAGACUGGUAGAGCUGCUCGGCAAGCGCUGCAAGCGUCUGCUGCUGCAGCUGUACAAGCUGUCGUACACAGUCAAGCUGUUGGGCUCGGUCGCACUGCUCAACCCGCUGCAUUCGUACCUGGCGUUCGAAGGCCUGGGGGAGAGGCCCACGCAGGAUUCCCGCGCUCAAGGAUUCCGACAUCUUUCCGCGUUGAUGUAA